Molecule: messenger RNA, 1839 nt
Organism: Talaromyces marneffei
Lineage: Eukaryota; Fungi; Ascomycota; Eurotiomycetes; Eurotiales; Trichocomaceae
Exons: 6
Coding region: 1-1839 (612 amino acids)
Source: RefSeq, a predicted model, not a curated record
AUGACGUCCCGCGAAGACCAGGUCCUUAAACCCCGAGAUCCCUCGGUCGAAGACGAAAACGAAUGGCAAGAAUUCAGCUUGACCGACGUCAAGGUACUGAUCCCCGGCAAGUCGCGUUAUGCCAAUCUGCUUGAUGCGUCGCCGGACAAUCCGGUGAGGGUUGUUGGGAGUUUGAAUGAGGUCGAGGAUGAACAGGGACACUUAGUACUCGAUGAAGACUACCUUUCAAAGCGCAUUGUCAUCGAAAACGUGACUCAUUACGCCUACGGUCAACAUGCCGACGGCGAAAUUGGUAUCUGGGUCGCUGGCCAAGCUGGCUGGUUCUCCAUCGUGCCUGCCAAAGGAUACAAGUCAAUAUUCAGUGAUAUAGUGGAGGCAGUCGACUUGCUCUAUUUCUUAGUCGACCGGCAUCGAAACCAGCGACUGAGACGGAAACGCCGAAGUGGAGAGGUUACUUUUGAAUACUUGUGUGAUGAGUAUGUCACUCAUACGCACGGAAUUUGUGAGGAUGGCGACGAUUCUGCGGAAGUUUUCUAUAAGCACUCCUCGUUUUUGCUUUCGCAAAUGGUUCAAGGGAGGGAAGACGUUCAAUGGAAUGAAACGGAUAUAUUCAAUCAUUUGAUUAAGAAGUUUCCAGAUGAAUACGAGCGAGUACUGGCAGCGCAACAAAAACCGGAUGACACAAUGGCGACGGAGGAUCACGAUGGACAGACAAAUAAGGAGGCGCUUAACAUUGAGACUAUCUCCAAUUCCCAGGCAGACAAUAUAUUUAGUAUAAUCACGGAUCUGAAGGAGGCAGGAGCCUUGGCCAAACGUCAAUUGAACCUCGACCUCGUCAUCAACACUCUACGGAGUCGAUUUGAUAUAGACUCAGAAGACUACGCCAGGAAUCUGGUCGCUGCCAGAGCCGCGCAGGUUGUUGAACGCAUGGACCAGUCUCAGUUUGACUGGCCCAAGAAGGCUAUUUAUCGAGAAUUGAACCAGGUCGCGGAAAAGGCCGAGAUCCGCCAAGUCGCCAUCACUCCACUACGACCGCGUACUUCUUUUGACGAAGAUACCGGCUCCUCCGAACAUGAGGAUGAAAAUGAAGAAGAAGAGGACGAUAGUCCCCGCGCACGCAGACACCGUAUCCGCAUGUCUGUAUUACGACCAUCAACAACGAAAGCGGGCAAAAAGACACGCGGCGGUAAAUUUCCUGGAGCCAUUAAAGAUGCUGCGCAUUUGUCCGACGAUAGUGAUGUUGCUGAGGAUGUAGAAACACCCAGCAAGUCUCGUGGCCAUAACCUCGUCCGCGAUCCUCCACCGUCUGUGACGACUCUCAACAGCCGUGGACGAUCCAUACUAUCAGACGCAGACUCUACUUCAUUGGUUAUACGAAAGACACCUCUACAGGAAACACUCCAGUCCGCGAAUCUGUCCGGCCCUGACACAUUAUCCAUCAAUCACGAAGAUAGUAGUAUCAUCACUGACAACUUACCCGAAGACACGUGGGCGUGCUCGAUCGAAGGAUGCGGCAAAGUGAUAUACAAAGCCAGCUCAAGGCGAUCCAAGGAACUCAUCAGCGACCAUACACUUACACAUGCGGAAGACACGCAAACAAAACUCGAUCUCGUAUUUGCCGAGCAGAGACUCAAUAUUGGCCUAGGAGUUGAUAAUUUGUUGCGUCGUAUCCGUGAAUUUGGGACUCUUGAUGAGAUUACUGGUGACGAUGCCGAGGUUGCUGCUAAACGACUCGAAAGCAAGGGAAGCAAUAGAAAGGGUAUGUUACACACUAUCAAUGCUUUGACCCGCGAUGCAAUAUCACGGAUGAUCGUUGAGUGCAAAAAGCGUCUACGCUGA